This is a messenger RNA of Somion occarium, 1112 nucleotides long. NCBI's taxonomy places the organism in Eukaryota, Fungi, Basidiomycota, Agaricomycetes, Polyporales, Cerrenaceae. The record is from the annotation of a GenBank genome assembly.
ACACGUUCACCACAGACGUUACUUGUCUUUCGACAACUUACACUAUCCUUUCGCGUCCUUUGUAUACUUGAUUAUUUCUCAGUUCUUAACGACUAUGUCGUUCAUGGAUGAGAUACGCAAGAUUCCUCCUGUAACUAGGACCCUAUGUGGUUCAUUACUUGUGGUGUCAUUACCCGUCAUGUUGCAUAUUGUUUCUCCUUACAAGAUCAUCUUUGUAAAGGAACUUGUGACGAAGAAGUUUGAGAUAUGGCGGGUCUUCACCAGCUUCUUCUUGGGAGGCUCGGGCAUUAACUUUAUUUUUGACCUCAUCAUGCUCUACCGCAAUUCCGAUCAACUAGAGUCAAAUAACUAUGUGGCCCGAUCGGCUGACUAUGCCUGGCAACUCCUCAUUGCAGGAGCCGCGAUAUUAGCCAUGAACAUUCCAUUACAAUCAUUCGUCCACACACGACCGCUACUCAUAGCGCUCACCUAUGUCUCUUCCCGCCUGGCUCCCCCAGGCACACAAACGUCAAUAUUUGGGCUCAUCUCCAUGCCUCUGAUCUACUUCCCGUAUGCUCUUAUUGCCCUCGACCUCAUUAUGGGAGGCCCGCAGGCUGCUGCAUCUAGUGUCACAGGUGCUGUCGUUGGACACCUAUGGUGGUGGGGUGUAUGGGAAACGCGCGCCCUGGAAAGAGCUGGACGGGCUCCAGUAUGGUUGCGCAGCUUUGUUGGCAAUUCUGACGGACCAAGGCCGGGCAGUACAGGGGGUAGUGGCUCAGGCGUCCAUGUUAUUCCGCCGCGAAGAGUAAGAGAAGAAGCCGCCGCUACGACUGGUGGGUAUAGAUGGGGUUCAGGACAAAGAUUAGGUGAUUCAUGACUUUGAGUAAUAUUUCUCCAUUCCCGGAUUUGGCUCUUUGGAAUUGAGUUUCUGGCGGGUGCUUUGUAUUAUACGGCAUAUUUGUGGCUACCAUCAUCAUUGGGAUUGACUUGCGUUUUAGGAAGGGUUACCGCCUACCUGGUGCGCCAUGGCAGUGAUCCUGACUCUCGUUGCAUGCAUCCACCUUAGAGGGCUAUCACUGUAAUGCACUGAGGUUCACCAAGCCCACUCGGCGUUGAGACACGAAAGCCAAUCU